AUGUUGGCGACGGUAAGCCCUUGCUCUACCCACCUAGACGAGACGAUGUCUACCUUAAGGUAUGCCAGCCAAGCCCGGGCGAUAGUGAACAGGGUAAGGGUGAACGAGGCACCUCAGGACAGAGAAAUGAGAGAGCUACGAGAAGAGCUGGAACGGCUGAGGCCAGCUGGCGAGAGGAUCAACAUCCUCCUUGGUGAAAAAGAAGAACUCGAAGGCCAGCUGAAUGUGAAAGCAGAAGAGAUAAAAAGCCUGGAAACAGAGCUUGAGAAGUAUAAGUCGCUGUUGUCAGAGUUGUCAAGAAGUAAAGAAGAAUUAAUGGGAAACAUUGAUAUUGCAGAUUCUAUCAAGCAAGAACUUAUACUAGAAAAACAACUUGUGUCACAACUGGAGCAAAAAGUUAAAAUCACUAAUCAAGAACUUACUAAUAUUGAAAAGUCCAAAAAUGAUUUGGAGAAAGAAUUGAAGAGUAGAAGACAAAUAGAAAUGGAUGACAAAGACAAAAUCAGUAAAUUAAAAAAAGAUAUCAAAACAUUGAAAAAUGAAAUCAUGGUUUCAAAAACAGAUCUCACGAAUGCUUUGAGAAGCAAAGAAGCUCUAGAAGAACAACUUUCAGAGAAAUCGUUCAGAGUGAAUGAGCUCUCGGUCCACCAGGAGAGAAUUUCAUCUCUUGAAGAGGAAUUGCAAAAUCUUAAAAAAAAAUAUAAUAAAAUUGAAUCACUUCUAAAUGAAGCCAAGCAAACUGAGCAAGCUUUAGAGAAAAAAUUGAAAGAAAGCAAUCUCAGGGAAGAAAAGCUUUUACAAAAUGCUGAACAAAUUCCAGCACUGGAAAGUGCUUUAAAUGAUUUAGAAAAAGAACUUAGAAAAGCGAGGACUGAUUUAGCUGAAAAUAAAAAGUGUAAAGAUGAACUUGCUAAACAGUUACAAAAUAGUUGCUCAAAAGAUGAAAUAAUCCAGCUUAAAGAAGGAAAUAUUAAGAAAAUAGAAAAUCUGGAGAUUGAUUUGCAGAAAUAUAUAAAUGAAUUGGCUAAAUGUAAUGAAGAAAACAAAGAACUAAACAAGAAGUUGUCUGAAAUAAGUUCAAGAGAAGAACUGCUCAAGAUGGAUGCUGAUAAAAUUCCUAAUCUUGAAAGUGAGCUGAGACUUCUCGAGGCUGAAUCCAGAAUAUCCAAAAGGGAGUUUGAGGCUGUUCAGUCAGAAAACGAAGCAUUGGUGAAGGAAUUAAAAGAGCUCAGGACAAGUAAAGAAGAAUUCAACAAACUUCUGAUUAAAGAUUCUGCACGUGAAUCCGAACUAAAAAAGAUUUUUGAAGAACUAUCACAAAAUAAAACUGAACUCAAGAGAUUAGAAAAGAUCAUUGAAGAAUUGGGCAAAAACAUCAAUGAAAGCCAUAAAAAGGAAGGACAACUAUUACUUAAGCUCCAAAACUCAUCAGCAUUGGAAAGGGAAUUAAAAAAAUUAACUGAAGAAUUAAUAACCUAUAAGCAGGCUGCUGAAAGAUCACAAGACAAUGUCGGGGAAGAAAAGAUAAACUCUUAUAUAAAACACAUUGAAAGUACAGAAUCAGAACUUUCUAAAGUUAAAGGACACCUGUCAGCUGAACAAAAAGCAAAAGAAGAAUUGAAAAAGAAGUUGGCCGAUGCUUUAACAAAUUGUGAAAGAUUGAAAUUCAAGGCAGAUCAGGCAAUUAGAACUGAAAUUGAACUGGAGAAGGUGAAGAAUGAAUUGAAUGAAGAAAGGAAAAACACUUCAGAGCUAUUGAUAAAGAUAUCAGAUUAUAAAUCGAGGGAGGAUGUUUUGAAAGCAGAAAUAUGCGCCAAGGCUCAGUAUCUUGAAAAUGCUCAGGUACAGAUAGAGAGGCAGCAGCAGCUUCAGGUCACGCUCAUGGAAGAAAGGCUCACCCUUCUCAAAGUGAUGGAAAAGCAAUGUUCAGCAAAAGAGUCUAAACUUGCAAAUGAUGGCAUUUUAGAAGAAACUGCUAUUUUAAAGAAAGGAAUGCAAUUCGAACUUAAGGAAAAAAACAUUACAGUAAGGCAUUUAAUCUUAAGUGCUAAAGCUGUAUUAAACCAUCUUAAACUUUCUAAGUGGAUCGAGAGAAUAGAGAAUGAAAAAACUUGGUAUAAAUCUAUGGAUUGUGAUCUACCUUGGGAAGUCGAUUUCGGAGAUUAUUAUGAUAAAAAUGAUGCACAUAAAAUAAUAUUAGAAGACCCCAGAGAUAAUAAAAACUGUUCGAUCAACAUAGGAACAAAAGUAACAGCUUCAGGUUGUUUAAAUCCUAUACUCUGGAGGAAAACUAUGAUCAGGCGACAUGUAAUGGGACUGAAAGAGGAUUCUGACGUCUUGAUAAAAUAUUUCAAUGAAGUAGAAGAUUCGAGGGUUUAUUCAAUCCUUAGCAGAAUACAAGUUUCUGUCGCUAGAUUGGAAGAAGCGACCUCAAAUGUGGAAAAAUAG
Messenger RNA from Nezara viridula (southern green stink bug), 2448 nucleotides. Lineage: Eukaryota; Metazoa; Arthropoda; Insecta; Hemiptera; Pentatomidae. The record is from the annotation of a GenBank genome assembly.